AGUACUCCUCCAGCAUUCCUAGCUUCCCAGGGCAUGAAAAGGGAGAGGUGUCCACCAAAGAAAAAAACAACUGCGCGAGCAAACAACUUUGAACAUAUUGAGGAUUUGUUCCUGACAGCACCUGCCAUUGAAUCUGGAAGGAACAUGUGUUUCAUGAAUGCUGCUAAUGGGACGUUAUUUGACCUUACAGUGUGGGGACCUUGUUUUUAAUAGCUGUUGAUCCUGUGUCCUCAGUGGAAAAAAAAAACAGGUUACCAAAAUGAUUUUUCAGCUUAUUUUUCCUGCUUGUCUGAUAUUGGCUGCUACAUCCAGUGCUUCAUUCAUAACGGCUCCUCCUGAUGGACUCACCAGCAAAGCCGAAAAUGUAACAUCUGCUGUUCCUGUGUUCACUGCCUCAAAUAUAACCAUUGCACCAAAUUACACCUGGAACAGCCCCACUUCUACAAAGAAUACCCCAAGCGUGGCUGCUACAAUUUACGAAAACUCAACCAAGGAUAGCCCAGCAUUAUCAACAUCAACAUUACAGCCAGAAAACACAAUCACAUCAACAAACACACAGCUAACAACAACCCUGCAACCUUCAGCCAAUGCCACAGCAGGGCCUACUGGAAUAGUCCCUGUUUCUACUCAUGGUACCUUACCCAGUGCCAACACAGACAAGGCCUCCAAUGCCCCCCCUCAUGGAUAUCAGACAACUGAACCAAACCCUUACAAAAACAUCUCAGCAUGGACAUUCAGCUCUGCACAUCCCAUUACUGAAGCAGGUGUUCCAAGUGGAAUGAGCUACUCAGAAAAGAGCAUGACCAUUUUCUUCAGUGUUUUGCUUGGCAUCGUGGUCCUGGUCAUACUCAUGUACAUCAUUAAAAGAUGUAAACGAAAGACUCAGUACUCUCAUCGCCCACUCUGUAACAGCUCUGAGGAAACAGUAGACAGAUUUGUGGCAGCAGACGACACUCUCGUGAUCUCAGGAGGACUCUAUGAUGGACCUUGUAUCUACAACCCCACCAUCAACACUCUGAAUGAGGAGGAGGAGUUCCAUAAUGAUCAACCCCCAUUUGCUCCUCGACCCACCCACUUCCGACUAGAGUUCUUGAAUGAAGACCAAGAGAGCAAGUCCCUGGAUUACAAGACUUCUAAAUUGGAAACUUUUCAGCCAGUGGAAAAAGAUUCUUAAACUACCAAAUUCAAAGUUUGCAUAUAUUUUUACUCAUUUCUUUCAAACUUUAUUUUGUAUUUAUUUCUCCAAAAUGAACUU
This is a messenger RNA of Scleropages formosus (Asian bonytongue), 1255 nucleotides long. RefSeq lists its product as uncharacterized. The transcript is spliced from 5 exons. Bases 260 to 1174 code for a protein of 304 amino acids. NCBI's taxonomy places the organism in Eukaryota, Metazoa, Chordata, Actinopteri, Osteoglossiformes, Osteoglossidae. The record is from RefSeq and is a predicted model, not a curated record.